ACAGUGCGUUUGAAGGAUUGUUGUUUACUGGACGACUAUGCAAAGAGACAUUAUUAUGUGCAUUUCAAAAUAAGAUUUGAUAUUGUCUCAUUCCAUCUUUAAACGAGGGAAAAAUACAAUUGCAUAAUAAUGAUAGUGCUACUGAAUAAUAUUUGGAUAUUUAUUGUCAUAUUCCAAAUACGAACAAACCAAAUCUCUGCAGAUGAACUCGAUCAGAACCAACUUGAUACACUUGCUGAAACCCUUAAAAUAGAAAUCAGGGUCAUUGACAACCUUCGAAGGGAAGCAACUAAUCACAUUGUCAGGACUACUCUCCGAAAUGAUGGCCUUGAGCCAAUUCCAUCAUCUGGCUGGAGGCUUUAUUUCCACAGCAUGCUCCUUUUAUACCCGGAUGUUUUUCCAAACAAUAUGACAAAAGAGCUUGACGUGGAACAAAUUCGGGUGGGCAUGGUACAAGGCGACCUUUAUUACAUUGAGCCCAUGAGCGGCUUCAAGCCUUUGCCCGCAAGGUCCGCCAGGAAUUACAACAUCGUCGUCAGUCUGUGGGCGGUGCAGCGGACGGAUUUCAUGCCUCUUUGGUAUGUCACGUCGGCUGAUAAAAGUGUUCAGCCACGCAUUGUGCAAUCCACGUCGUCAUUCGACCUCGAUUACGUCACUGAUUUUGAUGACGUCAGACAGUGGAAGCGUUGGCGUGGAGAUCGCUAUAAUCCGUUCACCCCACAGGAGCGGGCAGAACAACUGGCGUACGACUAUACUAAUAGUGAAUACAAGGUAAUUAUCCCAACACCGAUGUCACUCCAGAUAGACCGUCAAAAGCCCCGGGUUUCAUUCAAUUCAAACUGGAAGGUGUUUGCAGAAGACAGCAUCUUUUACAACACGACUGUGUACAUAACAGAAGAACUCCAAAUUCAGCAUGUCGUCUCAAAGCCCAACGCUUCCGUCAUAAUACUGAGUCAUAAUACCACCAUUGAGCCUGAAGGGUAUACUUUAAACGUCGACGUGAACGUCAUUCGUUUAGAAGCAAGUGACACAGCGGGAAUGUUCUACGCCGUACAGUCUCUCCGAAGCAUAAUGUACCAUGGAGAUAUCCCAGCCAUGAACGUCCAAGACGCGCCGCGGUACCGCUGGAGAGGAAUGCAUUUUGACGUCGCUCGAAACUUUCACACGCUCGCUGACGUCAAGCGUCUAAUUGACGUCAUGGCGAUGUACAAGAUGAACGUGCUGCAUCUCCACCUCACGGAUGACGAGGGAUGGAGAUUAGAGAUCGACGGACUGCCGGAACUCACCGAGGUCGGCGGCAAGAGAUGUCAUGACCCGCAGGAAAAUGACUGCAUUAUUCCGCAAUUCGGGUCCGGGCCAUUCGCUAACUCCUCCGGAAGUGGAUUUUUCACCAAAUCGCAAUAUCGGGAAAUACUUUCUUACGCGACGAAAAAUCACAUAAAGGUAUAUCCAGAGUUCGACAUGCCAGCGCACUCUCACGCCGCGGUCGCUUCGAUGGAAAGUCGGUUCAGGAAAACGAAGUCCUCCGAGUAUCGCCUUGUUGAUCAAGAAGACAGUUCUACAUACCUGUCCGUGCAAAAUUGGAAGGACAAUGUCCUUAACCCCUGCAUCAAUUCCACAUACGCAUUCAUUGGCAAGGUUAUGAAUGAAGUCAAAGCCCUUCACGCGAACAUUCAGCCCCUGGCGAUCUUCCAUUUCGGUGGAGACGAAGUGGCCAAAGGGGCCUGGGAGAAGUCACCAAGAUGCAAGAAGUUCUUGCGGACCUUUCCGCGGUAUAACGUCUCCCAAGGUCUGAAAAAGUACUUCGUCGAGCGCGUUGUUUAUCUUGCGGCCGAGCGGGGCAUGUCGCUCGGUGGCUGGGAGGACGGCUAUUUUAACGGCUCGGCGCCAAUUCCGGCCGGCGACCUUUCGGGGGCAUACCUGUAUGUUAACCCCUGGAACAACAUUUGGGAGUGGGGAAGCGGCAGUAACGCCUAUAAGUUAGCCAACGCCGGAUAUAAGGUCAUCAUGACCCAGGCGACAAAUCUCUACUUCGACCAUCCACAGGAGCCCGACCCGGAAGAGCGGGGGCUCUACUGGGCCACACGCUUUACCGACACACGCAAGGUGUUCGACUUCCGGCCAGACGAACUUUACGACAACAUCCGGGAAGACCGCAGCGGGAACCCGCAGAGCAAGCACGACGUGUGUGGAGAUGACAUGUCAAAGUGCACGCGUUUGGAGAAACCGGAAAACGUGAUCGGUAUACAAGGCGCAUUGUGGAGCGAAACGAUACGUACGAGCGAAAACAUGGACUACAUGCUCUUCCCGCGCCUUCUAGCGCUCGCGGAACGCGCGUGGCACAAAGCGUCAUUCGAGCAGACGGGCGCAUCGUCGCAAAGUGAUUGGCUUUCUUUCGCAAAAGCGCUUGGAACAAAGGAGUUUUUACGACUUGAAGGAAAUGGUGUUCAAUAUCGUAUUCCUCCGCCUGGAGCAAGGGUUUUGUCUGACGAAGUCACAGUGACCACAAAAUACCCCGGGCUUGGUGCCCAGUACAGCUCGGAUAACGGAUCUACCUGGCAGGAUAUCGGCACUUAUCAACCAACCAACGUUACAUGGAACGACGCAGGAGCAAUUCUCCUGCGAGCUACCAAUGCAUAUGGUACCCGAUACAGCCGUUCCAUUAAACUAUCACAAGGUCCAGUCAAGAAGUGGUCAGACCAAAAGGACGUAGAUUACAUAGCGGCCAAUCUGACCGUGUUUGUGGAAGUUGUGGACAACCUCGAUAAAGAUGCCAAGUAUUUCAUGACAAUGUCUGUCCGCUUCGGAAACAUUGGUGCACAUAAUAUAACGGCGGGGUCGUGGAAAAUCUACUUUUAUACUUUGUAUGGCGCAAAACCGGGCGAGAAACUGACGUGUGGGAUGACGGUCGGGCACGUGAACGGAAUACUGUACUACUUCGAACCGACGUCAGGCGACGCGUUUCCAGGAAUACCGAGCAACGGAACGCUGCGAUGCGUCUACAAGAACUGGCGCUGGAUCGUCAGUCGCACAGACAAUAUGCCCAACUGGUACGUGGCGGCCGACGGCAUGAAGGCGCAGAAGUUGGCGUCCACCGUGGAUGAGGCACUAACAUACGUGGGUCCGUUCGACGCCCCGCAGAAGUGGAAGCGGGCCAAGGAGGAUAAAUACGACCCGUACACGCCCGCUGUCAGGUACGAUGUCCUGGAUCGAGGACCCUCGCAAAAGCGACCCUUCAAGAUCAUACCGACGCCGGUUGAGUCCACGAUAGACGCGGGCAAAACGAUGAAGUUCGAUCCUUUAACAUGGGUAGUUGUGCCGUCUUCAGAAUUUCAAUUUGAGAGCAUAUUCCUACAAGAGUCGCAGAAUAUUUCCGGGUAUUCCGAAACCGCUCCCUCUGGGCACAUCAAGUUUGUUCAACAGAAGGUCGACAGGGGCGCGGAUGCGGAGAGUUACGAGCUGGAUAUCAAACCGGAAUCAAGGGAGGUGGUCAUCAAGGCAUCGACAGGCACCGGUGCGCUCCACGGCGCCCAAACUCUGAUUUCUCUUUUGCAGAACAACGGCGGAACACUUCCUCGAGCUACCGUAAAAGAUUAUCCGAGGUACAGUUACCGCGGCGUGAUGUUGGACGUGGCUCGAAACUUCAAGCCGUUACCGUGGAUACUGAAAUUCCUGGACGUGAUGUCCAUGUACAAGCUGAAUAAACUGCACCUGCAUCUGUCAGAUGACGAGGCGUGGAGAGUUGAGAUAGAGGGCAUACCGGAACUCACUCAGGUCGGUGCCAAGCGCUGUCACAGCGAAUACAGGGACGAUUGUGUAAUCCCGCAGCUGGGUUCCGGUCCGGAUACAGACACUUACGGCACUGGCUACUACAACAAGACCGAGUACCAAACCAUCCUGCAGUACGCCAAUGAGCGUCAUAUUGAAAUCAUACCGGAAAUAGAUAUGCCCGCCCAUUCUGCCGCUGCCAUUUUUACCAUGGAAACGCGCGAGGACGAAAUUGAACACAUGCGUUCCCAUGGUAACGAAAACUUGCCGGAGUCGUGGCUUUUGUUCGACCACAAGAGCGCCAAAAACGUGCUCAGCGUACAAAGGUGGAAAAAGAACGCGAUGAACCCGUGUAUGAAUUCUACCUACAGAUUCGUAGAGAAGGUGAUAGACGGACUGAUAGCUCUGCACAAGGACUUCCAGCCCCUGAGCAAGUUUCAUAUGGGUGGGGACGAGGUUGCCCAUGGGGUCUGGAACGGAUCUGAGGAAUGUCGAAACAACCCAAACAUACCUAAAUCCAUCCUGUCCGAUACUGGGCAGCUUCAGCGCGUGUUCAUGCGGAGAGUUUCGGACAUCGUCGCCCAAAAGAAUCUCGAUCUGGCCGUCUGGGAGGACGGCGUGUAUGCAGACGACAAACCGAACCCUAUCGCGGACUACAAAUCCAAAAAUGUGUUCGUCUAUCCGUGGAAUAACAGAUGGGGUACCAAUUUCGCCAUUCGAACGGCGGAAUUCGCAGAUGCCGGGUAUAAGGUAAUCUUACCCCUGGCCACGCACCUGUACUUCGAUCAGCCGCAGGAGCCAGAUCCGGAAUCCCGCGGGCUCUACUGGGCCACGCGCUUCACAGACACACGGAAGGUGUUCGGUCUAAUGCCGGACGACAUCUUUGCUAACCUGGGACCGGACCGGAUGGGGAACCCCGUUACCCUGGAAAAGAUCUGUGGUUCCAACACGUGCCCGCAACCAAAAAAGACCGAGAAUAUUAUUGGUAUGCAGGCGUGCAUGUGGGCGGAGGUGAUGCGCACGGAAGGUCAGUUCCACGAGAUGGCGUUUCCGCGCGUUCUCGCCCUGGCGGAACGCGCCUGGCACCGGGCCGACUGGGAGACGAUGAUGUCACCGCCACGUGACGCAGCGCGCGACAAAGAGUGGGAGGUUUUUGCGGACGCUCUCGGUUACGCGGAGCUACCCAGGCUCGAGCAGAAGGGCGUAAUGUACCUGGUUGAACCACCAGGAGCGAAGAUCGAGAGUGACGGUACACUAAAGGCGAACGCGCGCUACCCGGGUCACGUGAUCGAAGUCAUGGACGAGAAAAGUCAAAAGUGGGUGGAGUUCAAAGAGCGGAAGCUGGCCCACGGUCAAUAUACGUUCCACUUCCGGGUCAGGACCCCAGGGGACGGGCGCGUUUCUCGCACAGUGGAGCUGAAAGCAACGAUUAAAGCGCCCGGCAGUUCCGCGCAAGAAAUCCGCAGUUCCAAAUUCCCGAUGUUAUUUGUGUGUCUGUGGUGUAUGUCGCGUGCUCUCGUCUAACGGCAACUUUGUGUGGGUUUGAGUGUGUCGUGGAAGUAACUGCUCAAAUGAUAUCGCCCAUUGCAUGGUAGUCCAUUGAAAAUAAGUGCAUAUAUCCAGGAAAGAAGUGAUCAGUCUUCCAAUCCGGAAAUUAUCUAAACUAUUUUAAUACAAAGUACGACUAAAUGUCAUACCAAUUAUCUGACAAUUAUUGUAUUAUUGUUACAGUGUUUAAUUUUUAAACUUUAAAUUAACUUUUUUUAAUGCCAUGUGUAUGUGAUUUCUUUUUAUUAACCGCACGUUUCGUUUUCAUAUACAUUUAGAAUAUGUACACAUGCACUCGUAUAAUGCGUUUUCUAUUAAGUGAUCGUGUGUUUUUAUCCUCUUGAUGUAUUAUUCUCCUGGGUUAUCCUCGAUGGUCUGUUAUGGUCCACCGUAAGUGCGGAUGUUGCUUUAAGGAUCAUUCUCAUUAUCUUAGUUUAAAAACAACAUGCUAGUCCCGGAAAGAGAUCCAAGACAAUUUAUUGCGAGACGCAGAUGAUCGUGAAUCUACGCAGAUGAUCGUGAAUCUAGGUGAAUCUUCGUGAAUCUUGUGACAUUGUGAUUAGCCUUGACCUUACGGAAAAAAUAUUUAGCCAGCUAACAAACUGGACAUUUAUUUCAGUUUAAAGCAUCAACAAAAUUUCUUUGAAACUCUAUGAGGCUGAUUUGUGUUCGUGUUAUUAUGUAUUUAUAGUGAUAUUACCAUGGAGGUAAAAAAGAACAUGCUUCACUU
Messenger RNA from Dreissena polymorpha, 6046 nucleotides. RefSeq lists its product as uncharacterized. The transcript has 24 exons. NCBI's taxonomy places the organism in Eukaryota, Metazoa, Mollusca, Bivalvia, Myida, Dreissenidae. Gene Ontology annotation, molecular function: beta-N-acetylhexosaminidase activity; polysaccharide binding. Gene Ontology annotation, cellular component: membrane. The record is from RefSeq and is a predicted model, not a curated record. The coding region runs from base 130 to 5292 and encodes 1720 amino acids. Gene Ontology annotation, biological process: ganglioside catabolic process; glycosaminoglycan metabolic process; carbohydrate metabolic process.